Messenger RNA from Vespula pensylvanica (western yellowjacket), 3219 nucleotides. Its product is annotated as myosin light chain kinase, smooth muscle-like. Gene Ontology annotation, biological process: protein phosphorylation; positive regulation of apoptotic process; intracellular signal transduction. Lineage: Eukaryota; Metazoa; Arthropoda; Insecta; Hymenoptera; Vespidae. The record is from RefSeq and is a predicted model, not a curated record. The transcript has 8 exons. The coding region runs from base 226 to 2478 and encodes 750 amino acids. Gene Ontology annotation, cellular component: nucleus. Gene Ontology annotation, molecular function: protein serine/threonine kinase activity; ATP binding.
GGGUUAGAAGACAGAAGAACGUCGUCGCGGGUUGGACACGUGACCCGAUCAGCAGAAUCCGCGGCGUCCGCCGAAAAUCUAAAUCCGUCGUCCGAGCCGAAGAGAAGAGCCGUCUCCUCUCCGGGUCUCGGGGCACCCAUGGCACAGACAGUCGCGUAUAUACACACACAUACAUGCAAAUAUUCAACUUAUAUAUAUAGAUAAAGGAAAGUGAACGGAGAAACGAUGAUACGCGUCGACGAAACGGAUCCCGUAGGCGAAUUGGAACCUAGCUUCCCAUACAGGGACGUUAGAGUACGCCGUGGAGUGGAAUUUAAUAAUCAAUAUGAUAUCCAAUCGGAAAUCGGCCGGGGAAAGUUUGGCACGGUAUAUCGGUGCAAAGAAAAGGAGACCGGUUUAUCUCUGGCCGCCAAGGUGGUUAACGUAUCUAAAAAGGAAGAUCGUCGAUCGGUCGAAAGGGAAGUCGAUAUUAUGAGAAGACUACAGCAUCCACGACUGAUUCAACUUUAUGAUGCCAUCGACACGGGAAAACAGAUAUACGUUAUUUUGGAGCUAAUCGAAGGUGGCGAACUAUUUGAAAGAGUGAUCGACGAUGAUUUUCUACUGACCGAACGUAGCUGUGCCGUUUUCAUGCGACAAAUUUGCGAGGGCAUUGAAUUCAUUCACGCUCAAAAAAUUUUGCAUCUCGACUUGAAGCCAGAAAACAUACUUUGUUUAACGAAGGAAGGUAACAGAAUAAAAAUCAUCGAUUUCGGAUUGGCCAGGGAUUACGAUCCAAACAAAAAACUUCAAGUAUUGUUUGGUACGCCAGAAUUCGUCGCACCGGAAGUCGUCAAUUUCGAUCAAAUUGGUUUCGGCACGGAUAUGUGGAGCAUAGGCGUCAUUUGUUACGUACUAUUAUCCGGUCUGUCGCCAUUUAUGGGUGAUACCGAUAUUGAAACUAUGGCUAACGUCACCAUCGCCAAAUAUGAUUUCGAUCAUGAGGCAUUUACUGAUAUAUCCGAAGAUGCUAAGGACUUUAUCAGAUGUUUACUGAUAAAAGAUAAAGAAAAACGAGCGUCCGCCUCGCAAUGUCGUGAACAUCGUUGGUUGGCCAAAAAGAAGAACGAUCCUCUUAUCAUCGAGGAAAAAAAACAAAUUGACGAUAAGCCAAUGAAAUCUAAUAAAAUCGAAUUGGAUUCUGCCGUUUUAAUUAAUUCGAUAAAAUUGGCUGGUACUGUUAAUGGAAGAAGCAACGUUAUAGACGAGGAUGAACUCGAUUUAACCAAGGACAAUCUGAGACUGUUCGUUGAACGUUGGAGAGAGCAUCCUGAUAGUCCUUACAUAAUCGAUAAUGUUAAUACUUUGAGUAAUUUAGAAAGACAUCAUUCGAGAGACGAUAAUACGGAUAAUACGGAUGAGACUGUAUCGUUGAGAGCACAGUGUCCAUCACCUAGAGAAAGUCUUUGCAGUUUUGAAUCGUCCGAAACUGACGCGAGUAAUUCGAAUCGCGACGAUUCGCGUGGAUAUUAUUUGAACGUACCCAAUUUAGGAUUUGCUUUGGAAAGAAGAGCUUCGGAGGGUACAGCCACGGAUAAAUCGUCUCGUGAUCAAGCCAGUCAAAUUAGUUUGGCCGAAGAAAUAAUCAAAUUAUCCGAGCAAUUGCGGAAUAUCGCUAUGGGAGGUAUAGAUACAAUCAAGGAAAAUAACAACGUUAUUUAUAAAAGAAGAAAUAUCAAUUUCACCGAGGACGAUAAUCCUUCGUCGAAGAACAAUGAAAAAUCUUUUGUAGAAAUAACUGGAUCGAAUUUACAAAGGAAGAAUAAUAAUUCGAAAAGGAUCGUUAAGAUCGAUAACAACGAUAAGGAGUACAAUGAGAUAGCUGAAAAAUUGUCGAGUAUAAAGAAACAAAGGAAACUCAAUGGAACGACCUUUCAUAGUAAUCGUAAUUACGAUCGUUCUAAUAAUCCGAUCGAUAGUCCGUUCGAUUCGUUCAAAAGACGAAAGUCGAGCUUGGAUAACGUUUCAUCGACGACAAUGAACACAGAUAGCGACGAAGUUAAUCGUACGAUCGAGGAUGAAACUUCCCCGUCUAAAAGAAGUUCUGUCAGGGUCAUUGAAAAUGCAGAAUCUUUCAAAUCAUUAAAUAAUGAAAUCGAUUUAACGCCACCAUGGAGACGUACCAGAGUGAAACAUUCGUUCGGUGAAACAAGCAGGGACGUACCAAGGAUAUCAAAUUUGCGUGAUUUGCAUAAGAGUUUGAAUUUAGAUGAGCCGGCUAAUACGAAAGAUCUUUUACUUCAUUUGUUAGGCGAAUGGGAGGAAAUCGGUAAUAGAACGUCUACGUUAGGAAGAAAAUCUGUCAGUAUCGAUUGGUAUGGCGAACAAUCGAUUGCUAGGAAGACCAUGAACUCAUUAGCGGAAUAUUUUCAAUCGAAACAACAAAAAUCAUCGACGAAUAACGUUCCUGAUAAAUCAUCAACCCCUAUGUAUCGUUGAUAAUGACCUUCUAUUUUAAGGGGCCGCAUUUAUUUCGAAUUGCGAUAAUUUUAUGUUGAACGUAACAAGUUUUGUUUCGUUUAAUCACAUCUUUUUUCUUCUUUUUUAUUUUGCUUCCCUUAUUAGCAAAUAUAUUAGACUGUCUCUUCUUUUUUUAUUAUAUAUGUAUAUAUAUAUAUAUAUAUAAUAUUGUUUGUUUGCUUAUAAAGAGUAAGGUCUUUUUAAAAAUGGAUCACUCUAAUCUCAUAGACAUUGUGGCCCCAGCUUGCAUCCAAUGCGGCCCUGGAUAUUUUUAUUUUGUCUUUAUCUAUCUAUCUAUCUAUCUAUCUAUCUAUCUAUCUAUCUAUCUAUCUAUUUAUCUAUCUAAUUAUUUCAUUUCUUUUUUUUUCUCUUUCUCAGGAUAAUUCUCAAAGCGAUUCUAAAAAUUCUAUCCAUUAUAAAUAUGUGUUAUAUUUGAGAAACAUAUUUUGAAACGUUAUAAAGAUUAUUUCAACGAGCGAGAUAAUAAAAUAGAAUUCGAUUAAAGUUCCUCAUAAUGUUCCGUUCUUCAUGUUAUUUUUGUUCUUUAACAAUGAGACUCUAACUUGCAUUGAAGUUUAACAUAAAAGACAUUCGUUGAGUAUUUAUUAAUUUUCUGAAUUUACUCGACGAUAUUUUAUUAUCAUUUCAUUCUCGUCACUUGAUUAUAGUAAUUUAAUAUAACUCUUUCGUUGAGACGCGUUUCUUGUAAUUAUAUUAUAU